AUGGCGCUGGACAUUGGAGAGAAGGAGAGUGUGUCGAUGGAGUCCCAGACGACGGGCCAGCCCAAGCUGGACCGCCACGGACUGCCUCUCAUACCUCAACCGUCUGACGACCCAGAAGAUGUAUGCACCCCUCAACUGGAGUCGCGCGCAAAAGUAUACCAUAGUGACCAUCCUCUCGCUGGUGUCGUUCUUCGGACUUUUUUCGCUCUCAUGCAUGAACCCGGCCUACGCGCAAGUCGCGCUCUCGUUGCAUGUCUCUGUUGUAGAGGCAUCGUAUAUAGGCGCGCCAUAAUCUCCUUUGACUGUCGCUUGAACUUGUUACUUAUUUUUCUCAUAGGAACGAUUGGCAUAGCUGCUGCUGGUAUUGGGAGCUUCAUAUGGGCACCGCUCAGCAAUGUCUAUGGCCGGCGACCAAUCCUGAUAAUCUCACAAGCCAUCGCCAUCGCCGCCUCUUUCGGUAGCGCUUACGCAAAGACAUGGGGCACCAUUGUGCUCGGGCGCUUCUUUGUCGGCCUGGGCGUGGCCUCCGGCAACGUCGUCUGCUUCGCGGUGGUCUCAGACUUGUUUUGUCUACACGAACGAGGGAAAAUGCUGGGGAUUGUCACGGUCGCAUUAAUAAACGGGCCACACGUAGCUUCCUUGCCUGGGGGAUUUAUCGCCCAAUUCGUCAGCUGGAGGUGGACACUCCUACUUCCCUCGAUAACAUCUACUAUUUGCUGGAUCCUUAUAAUAAUCGGUCUGCCAGAGACGCUCUAUGUCCGAAACGGCGACACGGACCCCAUCCAAUCUGUCGGAAAACUCCAUCGCUACCGUAUCACUGGUGCGGGAGGAACAGGCCCUACUCGAAAGCUGCGCUUAAUUGACUUUGCGCGACCGUUUCAAAUGCUGAAAUACAUCCCCAUCGUCAUACUUGGACUUUAUGCUGCCGUUGCUUUCACCCUCGGAAGUGUUAUGCCAGCACAAACCGUUUCCGCACUCUUCCGCACCUUCUACCAGUGGCGCUCCGCAAGAACAGGAGUUGCUCUCAGCGUUAGCACCACUGUCGGCGGAGUCCUUGGUGAAGUCGUUUCUGGGCCGGUCAUCGACAAGUUAUUGGAGCGGUCGCGGAAGCGGGAGGGCCGCGUCCGUCCUGAAGCCAGAUUGCAUGGGAUGUGGCCAGCCGUAUUCUUACUGCCCGCGGGGUUGCUUAUGUUUGGCUUCUGCAUCGCAAACCACGAACUCAAGCACUCUUAUGUUGGUGCAACGGUCGGGAUGGCCAUAACUUGUUUCUCCGUUCAGAUGAUAACGACCCCCAUUAUCGCCUACUGCGUCGAUUGUUACAAGCCACAAGCUGCUGAAGUAGUCCAGCUGCUAAAUUUUGCGCGACAAGAGAUAUCAUUCACUGUCGGGUUCUGGUCUCUCCGCUUUGGCGACAAAGUGGGUUUCCAGUUCAGCGGCGUCACGUACGCCCUGGUGUCGCUAUUGUUCUUCCUCCCAGUACUGUACCUGAUGCGUUAUGGCGAAAGACUUCGGGCGCGGUUGGGCGAGCCGGGAUUCAACAAGGGCUUGUAG
Messenger RNA from Mycena indigotica, 1551 nucleotides. RefSeq names its product MFS general substrate transporter. Bases 1 to 1551 code for a protein of 516 amino acids. The record is from RefSeq and is a predicted model, not a curated record. The transcript has 11 exons. Gene Ontology annotation, molecular function: transmembrane transporter activity. Gene Ontology annotation, biological process: transmembrane transport. Lineage: Eukaryota; Fungi; Basidiomycota; Agaricomycetes; Agaricales; Mycenaceae.